Lactuca saligna is the source of this 900-nucleotide messenger RNA. Lineage: Eukaryota; Viridiplantae; Streptophyta; Magnoliopsida; Asterales; Asteraceae. The record is from the annotation of a GenBank genome assembly.
AUGCUCCUAAGACUCCUUCUACGCUUUGUGAGAAGCCAAAACCAAAAACUAGAACCCACUCAUUCUCCAUAUUAUUACAAAUCUCCACCACCACCACCACCCACGUACUUGUACAAGUCUCCCCCUCCACCUGUUAAGUAUUAUCCAGUAUAUCACUAUACAUCACCCCCACCCCCUAAGAAAUCACCACUUCCUCCAUACCACUACACAUCACCCCCACCACCUAAGAAAUCACCACCUCCCCCAUACCAUUACACAUCUCCUCCCCCACCAGUUAAAUCUCAACCACCACCAUACCAUUACACUUCCCCUCCACCACCAGUGAAGUCUCCUCCCAAGUACCACUAUACAUCACCCCCACUACUAAAGAAAUCACCACCUCCACCUUACCAUUACACUUCACCACCACCACCAGUGAAAUCUCCAUCACCAACAUACCAUUACACUUCACCACCACCAUCGGUGAAGUCACCACCCCCACCUUAUCACUACACAUCACCUCCACCAUCAGUGAAAUCUCCACCACCACCAUACCACUACGCAUCACCUCCACCUCCUGUUAAGUCACCACCUCCUCCAUACCACUAUACAUCACCUCCACCACCGGUGAAAUCUCCUCCUCCACCAUAUCACUACACUUCACCACCCCCACCCAUGAAAUCUCCACCACCACCAUACCAUUACUCUUCACCUCCCCCACCCGUAAAAUCCCCUCCACCACCAUACCAUUACUCAUCACCACCACCACCGUUGAAUCUCCACCCCCACCAUACCACUAAGUUCACCUCCUCCACCGGUAAAAUCCCCACCACCACCACCAUACCACUACACAUCACCCCCACCCCCUGUGAAAUCUCCACCACCCCCAUACCACUAUACCUCCCCUCCACCACCAAUUAA